Molecule: messenger RNA, 5668 nt
Organism: Pteropus alecto (black flying fox)
Lineage: Eukaryota; Metazoa; Chordata; Mammalia; Chiroptera; Pteropodidae
Gene: SH3RF3
Product: SH3 domain containing ring finger 3
Exons: 11
Coding region: 8-2686 (892 amino acids)
Molecular function (GO): metal ion binding; protein binding
Source: RefSeq, a predicted model, not a curated record
CUCCCCCAUGCUGCUCGGAGCGUCCUGGCUGUGCGCGUCCAAGGCGGCCGCCGCUGCUGCGCAGAGCGAGGGCGACGACGACAAGCCAGGCGAGCGGUGGCGGCGGCGGGAGGCGGUCACGGCCGCGGCGGCUGGCGAGGACAUGGACGAGUCGUCGCUGUUGGAUCUUCUGGAGUGUUCCGUGUGCCUGGAGCGCCUGGACACCACGGCGAAAGUGCUGCCGUGUCAGCAUACCUUCUGUCGCCGCUGUCUGGAGAGCAUCGUGUGCUCGCGCCACGAGCUGCGCUGUCCCGAGUGCCGCAUCCUGGUGGGCUGCGGCGUGGACGAGCUGCCCGCCAACAUCCUGCUGGUGCGCCUGCUGGACGGCAUCCGCCAGCGGCCCCGCGUUGGUGCCAGCCCUGGCGGCAGCCCACCCGCGCGCCCUGUCCCGGGCUCCGGGGCGGCCUCCGAGCUCGCGGGUGGCGGGGGUAGCGUGGUGAGCAGCGCAGCAGGCAGCGUACCCUGCUCCCCGGGCUUCCCCUUGGCGGCAGGCAGCGCCACUGCCAGUCUGCGGGAACUGGCGACCAGCAGGAGCGCGCCCCUGUCAAAGGGCUUUCGGUGCUGCCAUCAUCGUGGAGGUGACAGUGACAGACGAGUUCAAAUUUUGACAGAUAAUCCUUCCCAGCUUCCCUACGGCAAAGCCCUCUACAGUUACGAAGGGAAAGAACCUGGUGACCUCAAGUUCAACAAGGGUGACGUCAUCAUCCUGCGACGCAGGGUGGACGAGCACUGGUUCCACGGGGAGCUGCAUGGUGCACAUGGCUUCCUGCCCGCCAGCUAUGUGCAGUGCCUCCGGCCCCUGCCGCCUGCCCCGCCCCAGGGCAAAGCCCUGUAUGAUUUCGAGAUGAAGGACCAAGACCAAGACAAGGACUGUCUGACCUUCACCAAGGAUGAAAUCCUGACUGUGAUCAGAAGAGUGGAUGACAACUGGGCAGAGGGAAUGCUGGGAGACAAGAUUGGAAUUUUCCCCCUCCUGUACGUGGAGCUCAACGACUCUGCCAAGCAGCUUAUUGAGAUGGACAAGCCCUGCCCAGCUGCUGUGUCUGGCUGCCACGCCUCAUUGUCCUCUGACCCUGGCGCAGUGGCCAGUGUGGCCCCGAGUCCCACUUUAAGCAGCACGGGGGCGGUCAGUGCCUUUCAACAGCGUGUGGACAGCAAGAAGAACGCCAAGAAACGCCACUCCUUCACUGCGCUCAGCAUGACACACAGGUCCUCGCAGGCUGCCAGCCACAGGCAUUCCAUGGAAAUUAGUGCUCCAGUUCUGAUCAGCUCCAGCGACCCCCGGGCAGCAGCCAGGAUCGGGGACCUGGCUCAUCUGUCCUGCAGCGCUCCCGCCCAGGACUCCUCCUCCUCGGCCGGAUCCAUCCCAGCGGCUGAACAGCAGGGCACAGCUCCCAAAGUCCAGCUGCCCCUCAACGUGUACCUGGCGCUCUACGCCUACAAGCCCCAGAAGAACGAUGAGCUGGAGUUGCGCAAGGGUGAGAUGUACCGCGUCCUUGAGAAGUGUCAGGACGGCUGGUUCAAGGGGACAUCCUUGAGGACUGGGCUCUCUGGCGUUUUCCCGGGAAACUACGUGACACCUGCCUCUAGGGCUCCCUGGAAUAACAUGGUUGGAGGGUCUCCACUGGCCAAAGGGAUGGCCACAACCAUCCACCCAGGCGGUGGAAGUCUCAGCAGCCCUUCCACUGCCACGAGGCCCGCCCUUCCCCUCAACUCACCCCAGGCCCAGGCAGCCUCUCCCCUGAUGGGCAGCUGUCUGCGUCACUCAGCCAAGCCAGUGGCCAGCCAAGCCCGGAGCACCGUCCCCACAGCUGCCCACUCAGCUCAGGCUCAGGACCGACCAACCGCCACAGUGUCGCCCCUGCGCAGCCAGAGCUCCCCAUCCCGCCUGCCCACAGCCAGCCUCAGGCCCCACUCCAUGGUGUCCCCGCAGCACAUCCACCAGUCCCCGAUGCAGACCGUCAUUGGGGUCCCAUGCCCCCGAUCAGUCAUCCCGCUCAUGUCAGCAGCAUCAGCCAUCACACCUCCAAACGUCAAUGCUGCCAACCUCAACGGGGAGGCUGGAGGGGGGGCCAUCAGUGGCCUGUCAACAUCCAGCCCCACCAACACGGGAUGCAAACCAGAUGAGAAGAAAAAUGAAAAGAAAGAGAAGAAGACAGGUCUGCUGAAACUUCUAGCCGGGGCAUCCACCAAGAAGAAGUCUCGCUCCCCACCAUCCAUCUCUCCCACCCACGACCCCCCGGUGGCAGUGGACACCUCACUCCAGGGUGCAGUGGGGCCCGAAGUGUCCUCACUGUCCAUCCAUGGCCGGGCAGGGUCCUGCCCCAUAGAGAGUGAGAUGCAAGGGGCGAUGGGGAUGGAGCCACUGCACAGAAAGGCGGGCUCCUUGGAUCUGAACUUCUCCUCAUCCCCCUCCAAGCAAGCCCCUCCCUCCAUGGCUGCCUUUCGCCCCGAGCCCAAGCCGUUGCCCAGAGAGAGGUAUCGUGUGGUGGUCUCUUACCCACCCCAGAGUGAGGCGGAAAUCGAGCUGAAGGAAGGUGACAUUGUCUUUGUGCACAAGAAGCGUGAGGACGGCUGGUACAAGGGGACCCUGCAGAGGAACGGCCGCACGGGCCUCUUCCCGGGCAGCUUCGUCGAGAACUUCUGAGGACGCGCUCUCCACCCCCAGCACACCAGGGAGGAAGGCCUCCUGGGAAGCCCCAAGGUGCAAGGAAAGAGCCAUGACACCCGAGGGUCUCAGGUCCCUUCCAGAGCCCCUGGUAGGAGACACCACAACCUGGGGUGGGGGCCCCGGGGUAUAGCGGUCAUGCCUUCACCCACAAGUCACACUCUGGGGUUGUUCUCCAACGAGAUGCCUAUUCCCCCUUUGUGAACUGUAAAGAAAUAUCUUUGAAAAGAGAGGAAGGUGCUGAUGCGGGUCGAUUUGCUGCUGUGACUUGCUGCCGAGCUGCAGCAUUCGUGUCUGCCACCUGUGCGAGGCUGGGAUUUGCAGAAGGGCUGCGGGGACUGGGUGGGCGGGUGCAGGGCCCAGAGCAUUUGCAGAAUAUCUUUGCGGGCUGUCUGGGCUGCACAUAGGGGUCCGAAUUGCUCCAUCACCUCUAUAUACCUCAGUCACCUGCCACCUGGCCACUCAGCAAGGAUGUUCCUGGCCCAGGGGACUUCACUGGGGCGCAGGCACCUGUUGGGACUCGGGCAGCUCCCGCUUGGCUUUGUCUCCUGCCAGUAUUACGAGCAACACUUUUUGUUUGCCACCACUGUCCCUCUGCAUCGCUUCCUUCUUACAUCUUUUUAAUGGAAAGCUGUUAGACUUUAUAUAUUUCUAAUAGGUCAUGCAUUGCCUAUUUUUCAUACAUCUGGUGCUGCCUUUUGUAAUGACUUGGUUGAGCUUGAAAGAAAAAAUAUCCGAGGAGACAUCAAAUGGGCAAAAUUUUUAUAUUUACCUUGUGAAUUUAGGAGAACUCUGGAAAGCCCUCGUCCUCAACAUCACAAUGUUGGCUGCUGCUCCACAGGAUAAGGGGGAAUCCAUAUUUAGGGGGUUGAAGGGAGAUUGGGAAAAGCCAAUUUCUUAAAACCCUUACCGAAGCCCCAAGCUUUGUCUAGGCAGUGAUAAUUAUUAUUCAAAAACCGGAAACAUUUUGAGGAAAGGUCAGUAUAGUUGCCUUUUUUUGUGGCGAUGAAAAGGACAAGAAGGUGGACUCCAGCCUUAAAAGGUGAGGAAUUCCCCUUUUACUGCUUUAGAGAGAAUAACUACAGUCAUAUUUAGCUUAAUCGAAAUAUAAUUUCUCACUAUUGCAAUGUGCAGUUCUUACCACACUUCAGUUGUAAACCUUCACAGUUUACAAAACCUUGUGAAGGUUUUGCCUUUUUAAAAAAAGAAAUAAAUAACUGUGCCCCAUCAGACAGUGUAAACCUUGAUCUAGAGCCUCGAAGCACAAUGAGGGCGAUGGGAGUGAGCCCUCUCUGCAGACUCGGAGGGUCCAGGGAUCUGGGACAGAGAGAGGAAGGAAGAAGGGGCAGCUCUGAUCUUGGGACCUUCCCCCAGGUGAGGUCCUGGAAUCGGCUCAUGAGUCCAACAGCUCACUUCCACAGACACUGCCUGCAGAAGCCCUGUCACGAGGCAGUCUUGUUCUCAAGGGAUUCGCAUCUGUUCAAAGUAACAAUUUGUAAACCCUCUUUCUAUAUAUUUUUACAAAACCACUCAGGUUUAAAUUAGGCUAAAUAAAUUAGCCUUCGGUAACAUAAGAUCUCCCUGAUUUUGAGGGAUGAAACGAAAUCCAGAAACCCAUUCCUUCUCCUGGCGUGAUGCCCUUGAAAUACAAACACUUAUUUUCAGAGUUCCUAUUUUGGGAUGUGACUUGGCUACUUGUUACUGCCAGGUGGCUACCGCGCUGGUGGGAUCAUGCCUAGAGAAAGGCUCAUUUCCUCAUUCCAGAUGAUAAUAGAUUUAAUAGACUUGAGAAAUUUUUUUGACUCAAAGGAAAAAAAAAUAGAGUUUAAACACAGAGAACCCUGUGCAAGGAGGUAAUGACAGCCAGCCAGAGGGUAUCCAUUUGCCAUCAGUUGCCUUCCAUGCACAGAAACGUGUGUGUGUUUAAAAUCAUAUUACCAAAAACGUGCAUGGAUUAACACAUUGAGUGAGACAUGUGUUCUCACUGAAACCAGAACUAACUCAAAUCCCCAGAUAAUAAGGAAACUUUUUUUAAAAACAAAGGCAGUUACCAAGUUACAGAAUAGACUAACUUGGACUUUCUUUCCUGUCCAGGCCACCACCACUGUGAUGCUCAUGGUAGGUAGGAAUUGCUGAACAGCCCAGUGACUGUGAGUGAAGUGGCAGCCCUCCAGGGCCCAGCACCCCUCACAGCAGAGCAGAGACAAGCAUACAGUGUUUCUGCAAGGCGUCAGCUGGCCCCUGUCUUAGCAGAGUCAGGGGCAGCUAUUGGUACUGCCUUGGGAGGGAAAGCGAUGCCAGAGGCCCCGCCAGCAGGCAUCCUCUCAGGAGCAAAAGCCGGGUACCUGGAGGGCAGGGAGGUGCACGACGGGCCAUGCUUUGGGCUGCCUGUUUUCAAACACAUUCAGUCUGACCCAUCAGCCUUCACCACCAUUUAACCCGCAGACAAGAGCAGGAGCAGAAUUAGACCCUUCCUUUGGGCCACCUCGCCUCAAAGGACACAUUCAUUUUGGUUACUGAGGUGAAACAACACCUGAUCUGAAACCCUCACAUUCCAUCCUGGCCCAGGGACUUACACAUCUUGGGUGUGCAACGACAUUUGGCAGGCAAGAUGACUUGCUUUGAGGAGCACAGUAGAGUCCCUAACUACCACUGAGUGAGGUCAGUGGACACUGAGGUAAUGGGGACAUCUGAGCCACAGAAGACCAUGGGAGGGAAGUGGGGAGACAGAGCCAGGCAAGAGCUUCCCUGACUCCAGUGCCCCAAAUAAACUCAGCGGUCUGGCUGGGAAUUUCCUUGUACUUUGCACAGUUCACACACACAUGCACACACACAUGCAUACACACAAACCAAUGUUUUUGUUAUACACAAAUGUCAGUAUGUGAUUUUGGAAGAAUUGACAGUGAUGACAAACCGAUGCCUGUGUUUCCAAGUCUUUAAAUAAAAAUGAACAUGGAGAGA